Molecule: messenger RNA, 3162 nt
Organism: Maylandia zebra (zebra mbuna)
Lineage: Eukaryota; Metazoa; Chordata; Actinopteri; Cichliformes; Cichlidae
Gene: socs3b
Product: suppressor of cytokine signaling 3b
Biological process (GO): phosphatidylinositol phosphate biosynthetic process; intracellular signal transduction
Cellular component (GO): phosphatidylinositol 3-kinase complex
Molecular function (GO): 1-phosphatidylinositol-3-kinase regulator activity
Source: RefSeq, a predicted model, not a curated record
UCGGCUUUACUCACUGGAAACAACCUCCAGUAAACCUCCUCCCCUCCCCUCCUCCCCCAACACACACACACGGGGAGUUCUCCGGCAGAUACCGCUGCCGACACAUUCCUCUGCUCGGUAAGGAAACCCACACGCUCUUUUGGAUACUUUUUUAUGGAUUUUAAUGCCUGAGUUAAUAUUUUUUCAAGCACUACUUUCGGGUAGUUUGCGUAUCUUUUCUUUUGGCGACGAGCGGCUGCGGCGCUGGGCUGAGUGUAUCCACAAGCUGUGUAUAGGUGCUCUCUACCAGCCCCUCUCUGGAUGCAUCAGACUCCUCUUCCCCGGGGCCCUGGACCCGGUGUGUGACCCCGCCAUCCUCACCCCGCUCCCCCCCUCGUCUCCCCUCUCGCUCUGCUGCCGACUCUCUUCCACCUGUCCAAUCCCGCGCUCCUUUUCUGGGCCCCCUGCCUCUCGAUCAGCAGGGAGAGGCAGGGGGCCAUGGCAUGGCCAUGGUAACCUUUGCAGGACACAACCCCCUUGCCAUGAGCAGCAUCACCUCUCCAGAGGGCAGGGUUCAGGGGUCGAACUUUACCCCGCAUCAUUUCAAGCCCUUCAGCUCGCAUGAACACUACCAGCAGGUGAUGCGUGCACUGCAUAAGCUUCAGCAGAGUGGCUUUUACUGGGGAGCUGUCGGAGGCCGGGAAGCCAGCUCCCUGCUACGCUCUCAACCCCCUGGCACUUUCCUGGUCCGUGACUCCUCAGACCACCACCACUUCUUCACACUCUCUGUCCAGACAACUAAGGGAACCAAGAAUCUGCGAAUCCACAGUGAGGGAGGAGGCUUCUUCCUACAGCCAGACCCCCAAAAUACCCAGGAGCUCCCGCAAUUUGACUGUGUGCUGAAACUCGUAGCGCACUACAUGGGGAAGGGGCAAGAUACUGAAGGGACCAAGGAACGGGCGAGUGGGGACAAUCCAGGAGAGACAAAAACAAAGGCACACAAUGUUUAUCUGAUCCAUACCGGUGGGGAGAAAAUCCCACUGGAAUUGCGUCGACCCCUCUCGACUUGUCUCUCCAGCCUGCAGCACAUGUGCAGGAGGACGCUGAACAAUCAGGGCUUGGGGGCGUCUGAGCGGACUGAGCAGCUCCCGGACACACUUAGAGACUACCUGGAGGAGUAUGAUGCUCCUAUAUGACUGACAGGAACUGCGACAGGUUCUACUGCAUGGACCAAGUGCCAGGAUUACAGCACGGACCAGCUCUCGGUGAAUGCGAGAUUGUCUGUGUGGACAUAAACUGACCAGACUGAGCCUUAAGUGCUAACAUGAGGUCAGUUUUCCAGAAUCAGCUGAUCACUGAUCUACUCUGGGUCACCCGCUGACCUUCUGGGGAUGAGGAGUGUGAUUUGGGUAACCGACGAUUACCUCGUCCGUCCUGCUUUGCAAAAACACACAAAAACAAAAACACUGACCACUCAAGUGAGUGGCAGAUGAAGCCUGAGGUCAAAGGUCAACGUUUCCUAUGACUGACUGAGACGCAGAGCAGUGCCUCGUAGAAGAUUAACCUGACUGGUCAAUAUUAACGAUGGCAGCGAAAGGCAUGAUCAAUGCACCACCAGUGAUAUUUUGGUGGGUUUAAUGUGCUUCAAAGCUGCUGCUGUCUGCGUGACAUUUACAACUGGACAGACAAACGGCAGUGGGUAGAGAGAGUGGGGGGUGGGGGGUUUCAGAGAAAAGGCAAAGUCCAAACGAGGGGGGCCCUGUACAGAGAACGCACAGGAUUUGUUUGUCUGAGCGUGAGUGUGUGUGUGUUUGUGUUGUGGUGGUGCACACAUUUCCAUUGCUGCUUCCCGCAAGUGUUGCCUCAUAGAGGGGGAGUGGGACGGUCAUGCACUCUAGCUCCACAUAUGCAAACACACACCCACACCCUCAAACACACGCACAGGUAUAUAGACCACAUGAAGGUUUUGUUAGCAUGGGAGUUUUGGGGGGAUGGGGGGAGGUUAAAAAAAUAAUUACUAAGCAUUUUCUUCUCCUAUGUGUUCCUUGUUCCUGAUCCAUAACCAUUUGACUGCCCAGCCCCCCCUCCCCCUGCCUUUUUGUUUCAGAGAUGCAUGUAUGCUUUGACAGUGACAGAAAACAGGCCGCUCUUGCCGAGACAAAAGCUUUUUUACCGGGACAAAAGCCCUGGCAUGGGACCAAACAAAACAGCAGACCUUAUUUUUUAUCCCGACUGGCUGGAAAAAUGUCAGCGACACUGUAAAGCUCCUUGGGGGAAUGAUGAUAAUGGUGAUGAUCCCAAAGAUGCGGAGAGGGCAGAGGGAGGAGUGGGAUUGGGAGAAGGAAACUGAAAAGGAGGGGUAGACUUGGGGGAGAAAGGUGGGAGGAGACAUACUGGUAUACAGCUAAACAAAAACUCCGAUAAGAGGAAAUGAUAGAGCACAACAGGACGCCGCUCCUGUAAAUAUAACUGCCCUGUGUGAGGGGGAAAAAGAUUUUAGCUGAGUCUUAUUUCUGUCUUGGAUUAUCAUCUCCGGCUCAUUUCUAUUUGUUAAAAUGCCCCAGUGUGUUUGAAUAUCUGUCUGCCUUCUCCUGUAACUUCAGAAAGGAUUUGUAUUUUUUACUUUUUUGUCUACUUUUCCAUCAUAACCUCUGGAGGAGGAGAAGUGAACAGUUGGACUUGUCUGAAUGUUAAGGAUACACUACACUUUUCCCUCAAGUGAUUCUUAAAAAAGAAAAGAAAACAGCCUUUUGUAAACCAGAAUUCAAAACUUAGAUUUGAUCAAAAAAAGGAAGUGCUUUUGCUGUUUGACCCGUACCUGUGAUCCAUAUUGGAGUGGCAGCCUUUUAUGUUUUUGUCUGUUUGAGCUCACAUGGCCACUCGAGGCGAGGGCGGCACACUUUUUUUUUUUUUGGUCAAAUCUGGGUCACAUCAACACCAACUCUUUCUUCUUUUUUUUUUUAAAAAACAUGUGUUGCACCGGUGGACCACGUGUAUGUGAAUCAUAUUGUCUUUUAUAAAGACUCUCUCGCAACAGGCUGGCCACUAGUCUGGCAAUACAAGCUGUAAUACCUGAAAUGACAAAGCAUUACAGAAAUAAAUGAAAAGGAACGUUGCACAUAUUUAUAUUUCUAAAAUAUUUCAAUAAUUUAUAUUAAAAAGCACUAUUUUUACAAAAGUCAA